Messenger RNA from Tetrahymena thermophila SB210, 552 nucleotides. Its product is annotated as transmembrane protein, putative. The record is from RefSeq and is a predicted model, not a curated record. NCBI's taxonomy places the organism in Eukaryota, Ciliophora, Oligohymenophorea, Hymenostomatida, Tetrahymenidae. The transcript has a single exon.
AUGUAUUUGUAUUGUUAAUUUAUUUGUUUAUUUGUUUAGUUUUAUUUAUUGUUUUAAUUUUUAUUUAUUUAUUUAUUUUAUUUUAUUUAUUUUCAUUUUUAUUAUAUUUUAUGUUUUUAUGUGCUAUUUGUUAAGUUUUUUUUGUGCUAUUUGUUUGGUUUUUUUGCUCUUUUAUUUUAGUUUUUCUCUUUAUUAUUUAUUUAUUUUUUUAAUUAAAUCUUUUUUUUUAGAGUCUUUUGCUUCAAAAUGGCCUAUUUUUAUAUUAGUUAAUAUAAAAUUAUUGGAAGACGGACUAGGUCAACGUCUUAUUUGGGAAAAGACUAACUUUUUGAAAAACUGGGCUUUGUAAACAAGAAUUUUUCUCCUCAGAUUUAAAAAACUUCGUUUGAAAGUUUGCAUAGUUCAUACUAUCUCAAGUUCUUUGUUCCAUUUUAUUAGCUUCGAGAUUAUCUAAUAAUUUUUGGAACGAGAUAAAAAGAAAUGGAUAUUUUAUCUACGGGCUAGAUAAAAAAUCCAAAUUCUUAUUAAAAACUUCGAUAAGAACUUUAUUGA